AAAACUGAGAGAGAUGUUGGAGAAGGGAGGAAAUAGUUUACAAUAAUUGGAGAUUUUGAACUGGGUCGCUCGAAACGAGUCUUUUUCUCGACGCUCUAAAAUCUGCGUCUCAAAUUUUGCGCACUUUCAUAUAUUUUCUUAGCAUUUCUUCACUUUCUAAUAACAUCUGGCGAUCCCGAUUUUCAUAAGUUUCUCCACUUUUAUUUCUAAUAUUUGGUCUCUACCGCUUUGAAAAUAUGGAGAAGUUCAUAGAUUUACUAGAGUUUGGCUCAGCGGAGCAGAAACGAAAAAUGGGUCGACCAUCAAAGAUCCCUCCUUUCUCACAUUAUGACGCGUAUAGAAGAUCUGACAUCGACUUUUUCAUAUCAUUGUUUUCUGGAAGAGAAGAAUUAUACAGUCCGUGCAAGAAGAAUAGUGAUUUUCGACAGAAAGCGUUUUAUAUUAUAGAGAAAAAAUGUGGACAUUUUCUUGCAAUGAGGAAAGGUAGAAACGCCGAAAAGUUAUGGUUAUACCUAUUCAAUGAUUUUGAAAAAAUGAUUAGAAAUGGUGGUGAUAAGAAUGAUGAGAAGUCCAAGUCUAUAGUUCCGUUCUACGAUUGUCUACAAUUCCUUAUUCCUUAUUUGGAAAAAACAGACAGCUUGUCAAAAUUGACAUUAACGACUUGCAAUGCAGAAGCCGAUGAUCAACAAGUAAAAGCAAAAAAGCCAAAGAUUGAGCAUGAGCUAUCAGAAGACAAGUUGAAUGAUGACUGGCUUCAAAAAGUUAUAGAUACGGUUACAUGUCAGCAAUCUACAAGUUGUACAAGUAUACAAUUGAAUUCUUCGGCUCCUUCAACCUGCUCUGCAAAAACACCUAACUCAACAGCAAAUCUACCAACUUCUGAAAAACACGCAGACAUCAUAGCCUAUGUAACAAACUUUUUAGAAGAUGUGCCAAACGACAAGUUGAUGCUUCACAAAGUUCGAUUAUUCCAGUUUAUCGAAGAAGAAAAGUCUAGGUUGAAAGAAGAAAGUAAAUAAAUUGAAAGGAAUGAUAAAAAAGAGUAUAGAUUGGAAGUGAUAGUCUAUGACUAGAAAGCGAGACACUCUUGUUUGUUUAUUCAUGAUCAUGGUCUCUCCUAUAUGAAACCACUGAAUUUUUGAUCGCAAAUACUUUUUUCAUGGAAUGAACAGGUUAC
This is a messenger RNA of Caenorhabditis elegans, 1177 nucleotides long. RefSeq names its product transcellular chaperone signaling (x)cross tissue (gene txt-18). The record is from RefSeq and is marked reviewed. Bases 237 to 1019 code for a protein of 260 amino acids. The transcript is spliced from 5 exons. Lineage: Eukaryota; Metazoa; Nematoda; Chromadorea; Rhabditida; Rhabditidae.